GUGGGCAUAUUUAUGCAGAUAUUUGUGCAAAACAAAGUGUCUUUAUGAGCCUGACAAUGCUUGCUUUGCAACCCAAUGAGGUUUUAAACGGUGACAUGAUCAAUUCCCCGAUUUAUUAGAAUGUAAGCCAUUAUUUGGCACACUUUGCGUCCACGCACAAAAUAAAUUGGAAAAAAAUUCGGGAAAGCCACCCAGGCUAAUGAAAACACACUUGAAACUCGGAUGCGGUGUCGUUUCACACAUUUCGAACCGUUUCGGGCUCGGAAAGCGACAUUUAAGGGGUUUUAAAUGGAUUGUUGCUGUAGGAAGUUCAGACAAUGCAGCCACGUGCUCGCAAGUUUGGGUGUCCUCAAAGAGAAACUUUGACAAACCAGCACAGGGAGGGCUGCUAGUUUGAUCUUGUUGCUGGCGUAAAACGAAGAAGCGGGUGAAAUAUAUGGUCAUUUUUGCAUGUUGUGAUAACAAAUAAUUAAAAAAAAAAACCCGAGACAGCUCGUGCGAAGAUUACAUGAGCAACACCGCAUGCGGGGUGAAUUAUUGAUUGCACGAGACAAAUUAUUGGAUGCAAAGCAAGCAUUUAAAGGGGUUAACUGGGAUUAAUUUUAAUUAUUUUUCACAUUAGUUUUAUGUUAGAGGUAGGAGGACAUGAGCUGCAGUGCGUAAUAGGAGGAGGAGUGGAACUUGGGACGCAGCGGUUCUUUUCUUUUUUUUUUUCAUUUUGAUAGUCGGAAUAAAACAUCAUGACAGUCCUUUUAUUGCCUACCUGGAGCACUCUUUGACCAAAUCUGACAAAGAUGGUGUCUUCCCCCAUCUGUGUCUCCCUGUCAUCUAGGCAUUGCAUGUGCCAACUUUUUUCUCUGAAAAUGCCUUUGUAAGAGAGUCUGGCUCGUCAUCCUCGCCCGGGAUUCCCCGCAAUAUUUUCAACAAGAGAAGAAGAAGAAGGGGGGGGGGGGAAAUUCUGCAAAAAUGGACAAAGAAAGUGUUGGUACUCAGUAUGAGCCUGUGGCCGAGAUUGGAGAAGGCGCCUACGGGAAAGUGUACAAGGCGAGAGAUUUGAAGAACGGGGGACGCUUUGUUGCCCUAAAAAGAGUUCGUGUCCAGACGGAGGAAGAAGGCAUGCCGCUCUCCACCAUCCGCGAGGUGGCGGUGCUGAGGCAGCUUGAAGCCUUUGAGCACCCCAAUGUUGUCAGGUUGUUUGAUGUGUGCACAGUCUCUCGGACUGACCGAGAAACCAAACUCACUCUGGUCUUUGAGCAUGUAGAUCAGGACCUGACCACCUACCUGGAAAAGGCUCCUGACCCUGGAGUACCGCCUGAGACCAUCAAGGAUAUGAUGUACCAGCUGCUCCAGGGGUUAGACUUCCUGCACUCGCACCGCGUGGUUCACCGUGACCUAAAACCCCAAAACAUCCUGGUCACCAGCGGAGGACAGAUCAAACUGGCCGACUUUGGUCUAGCUCGCAUCUACAGCUUCCAGAUGGCGCUCACGUCAGUGGUGGUGACGCUGUGGUACAGAGCCCCAGAAGUGCUGCUCCAGUCAAGUUACGCUACACCGGUGGACCUGUGGAGUGUCGGCUGUAUCUUCGCUGAGAUGUUCAGGAGAAGGCCGCUGUUUAGAGGAAACUCGGAUGUUGAUCAGCUUGGAAAGAUUUUUGAUGUUGUUGGGGUACCCUCGGCAGAAGACUGGCCCCAGGAAGUAGCCCUGCCACAGAGUGCCUUCACACCCCGGCCCCCGAAACCAAUAGAAGACCUAGUUCCAGACAUGGACGAGCAGGGACGGGCCUUGUUAAUGCAAUUCUUCACCUUCAACCCGUCCAGGAGAAUAUCGGCCUUCACUGCGCUGAGUCACCCCUACUUUCAAAGCGUGGACAGCCACAGCAGAAGUGUGUACGCAGCCCAGCCCAUCCCCAGCAACAAGUCCACGAUGGAGGAGAGGAGUGCCUGAAAGUCCUCUUUUUUUUCCCCUUUAACCCCCCCCCCCGCUCCCCUGGCUAUAAGUAUUUACCGUAGCGUUCCUAAAAAGUUUGUCAUGUUUUAUUUCAGCGUUAAAUCAAAGUACAUUAAAGGUUUUUUUGGCACUGAUUACCAAAAAAAGGUUUCCCUUUCAACAAAUCCACUCAAAUCAAGUAAAAACAAAACAGCUGGUUACAGGAGAGUCCAGAAAAGGCAUCAGUGUUUGAGUACUGCAGCUUUUCUCCAUCAUGAUGACGCCACACUGUGAUGAGGUUUACAUUGUGAAUUUCAAAAUCUAUCCUUUGCUUUAUUGAUCUCUCUCCUCAAGGGCUCAGUGGCCUCCUGCAAAGAUGCGUCACCACCAACCUAUAGCACUUAGUUAUUGGUCAGAAAGCUUUAGUUGAGGGCGAUUGCCGAGCUGUGUUUUAAUGUUUGCCCUACGUGCCAAAUACAGGCUGACAAGUAAUGAGAUUUUCCAGCUGUUGGGCCCUGCAGGCGUGAUCUUAACUAAACAACAGCACAUCUGGGUCUCCAUCAGCAGCGCUCAGCCACAUUAGUUCAAUUCAGUUUUAUUUAUUCCGGAAAGAUAAAGGCCAAAUCACAACAGCAGUCACCUGGAGAUGCUUUAUUUUGAAAGGUAGAGACCCUUGAUACCAGAAACCUGAUAAGCAAUGAGUUGUAUGAGCUGAUGCAAAGUGUGACACGGUUUAGAGCGGUAACAUUCGCACUCCUUAAUAGGUAGCUUCGUUAAAUGUUCUGUCUUUAUGACUUUUUUUCUGAUAAUCAGUGUCAAAAAAAGCAUCACUAAUGUUGGUUUUACGUUACAUAUAAAACGAAGCCUAAAACAGACUGCAGUGGGCAAAUACUUUCCCCCUGGGGCGUAUAAAACGCUCUGGGGAGCAGGGAGCGGGUGAAGAUGGCGUCAAACGGAUGGCACCAAAUGCCCCCCAGAACCCUGCACACACAAGCUGUCAUCCUUCCACGAACUGAUGGAUUGUAAAUGCUGCUUUCAGGAUGUGAAAUGUUGUGUAACAAUGCAAAGUGACCCAAUCCUCAUAUGGAUUUGGAGUUGGGACUGUAGAGUCCGAAGAGCGGAAACCUCCUUAUGCCCAGUGUUUAUCCUUAUCAAUGGAAAAAAAAAAAAAAAAGACUCUGGACUGCAGGAGAGAGAGAUAGAGGACCAGACCAGAGCCUGGAUGGAUCUCACCUGCCUCUUUAUUUUUGUUGUCUUGUUUGUUUUUAUAAAUAGCUUGCUUACUGCUGGUGUGUGCAGUGAGAAGACGAACGUUUCACACGCACAUUUAUUGUCCCCACUGCCGCUGACAUAAGCACGCUCAUGUACUCAGACAUUGUUAGGCAUCACAAACCAGCCACCCACUGCCAUGUCCAUUAUCAUUCCAGUUUUACCUAUAAUAAUGGUGCCACCUUGUGGAAGUGUAGAGUAACUGCAGACCAGUAGCGGGAUUCUAAUGGUUUCUGCACACAUUGAGGAACUCGUAACGGGGCUGAUAUCGGUGCUGAGACAAUGAGACAUCUUGGAGUUGUUCCUACCACUUACAUAGACUUUGACUUUUUAAUGACUUUUAGCUGUACCAUCGUGAACUCUUUGUUUUAUAAUUAUUGUGAAAUCCAAUUAUUUCUUUCCAAAUCAUACCGUAAUGCACAGACAGAUCUGCAGGAAGUGUCAAAGAGAGACCCACAAGCACUAUUCAUUCAACAUGGUAGAAUUUUUGGCACACUUUUGUGUCACUAAUAUUCUGUAUUUAAUUUUAAUUUUAUUGACGAGUCUUAUAUACUUGUAACUUGAUUUUUUUUUUUUUUUAAUUUUUAAUGCUGGGGUAUACAGUGUUCUUACACCAGUGAUGCCAACUCGUUAAAGGAUUGUAGAGUCCGUGUAA
Pundamilia nyererei is the source of this 3850-nucleotide messenger RNA. RefSeq names its product cyclin dependent kinase 6 (gene cdk6). Gene Ontology annotation, biological process: cell dedifferentiation; regulation of G2/M transition of mitotic cell cycle; signal transduction. The record is from RefSeq and is a predicted model, not a curated record. Gene Ontology annotation, molecular function: cyclin-dependent protein serine/threonine kinase activity; ATP binding; cyclin binding. The transcript is spliced from 7 exons. Gene Ontology annotation, cellular component: cytoplasm; cyclin-dependent protein kinase holoenzyme complex; nucleus. Bases 967 to 1944 code for a protein of 325 amino acids. NCBI's taxonomy places the organism in Eukaryota, Metazoa, Chordata, Actinopteri, Cichliformes, Cichlidae.